UUGACAUAUGGCGCGGACACGGGGUGGUCGAUCAUCGAGUCAUUCAGGGACUCCCGUUGUCCGCGAUUUGAGGGAGGAUCAUCCUGGGCCGGAUGAUCGUUCCAUUCUAUACAUGCAAGCAAACCACCGGUCAGAGGAUGUGUGGCGGAGACAGGAUACAGGAGUGCCAAUAAGAUUUAGGCAGCACGUGUUUUGGAGCUUGGAUGCACGCGUUAGACACUAUGUGAUCCAGGCUGGUUUCUAUGGUAUCACACAAAUAGGUAAUAUAAAACUUGAUAAUGGCCUCUUAACUGCGUUAGUCGAGCGAUGGAGGCGUGAAACCCACACCUUCCACUUCCGUGUUGGGGAGAUGACGAUAACACUGAAGGACGUUGCUAUAUUAUUGGGCCUUAGGGUUGAUGGACCAGUUGUGACUGGUACUGGGAUAUAUGAUUGGGAUGAUGUGAUGUUGCGAUUACUAGGUAGGGUCGCACUGAGUACGGAGAGGGAGGGGGCAUCUUUAUCGUUGUCAUGGUUAGUUCUGCAUUUUGGUGAAAAUAAUCCUCCAAUUGAUGAUGCCCCUGAGGAGGUCUUGCAACAAUAUGCUAGAGCUUACAUAUUAGCCAUGUUUGGGAGCAUUCUUUUCCCGGCCACGACGGGUGAUAGCAUACCCCUCAUUUUCCUACCUCUCCUAGCAGAUCUUCGGCAGACCUCAAUGUAUAGCUGGGGAGGAGCAGUAUUGGCUUGUUUAUAUCGAAACCUAUGUCGAGGUUGUAUGGGCAGUGCUCGUACGAUAGGAGGUUGUGGCCUAUUACUUCAGUUAUGGUCAUGGGAGAGGUUACAUGUAUGUCGACCAGGAAUGCGUACAUUGGAUCCACCCGCAGGACUUCCAGACGAGCCGCCUCGUCCACUUGGUGCCAGUUGGCGGGGAAAUCGGACUUAUAGAAGAUCUCCAAGGCAAGUCCUUAUCUUUGCUAGAGAUGAGUUGGAUCAACAAGAACCUCAUCAGGUACAGUGGAUGCCUUAUACAGCUGCCAGACUUAUGGAUGCACCUGUAGUAUGUAUUGGAGGAAGCAGAGUAUGGAGAGCUGUAGUGCCAUUGAUUUGUUUUGAGAUGAUAGAGCUACAUUGCCCGGAUCGUGUGAUGAGGCAAUUUGGUAUUACGCAGCAUGCCCGCAUCUAGUGGAUACCAACGAAAAAUUGCAUGAUCUGAAUAGGCGAGGUCGCGGUGAUGUGGAUUGGAGUAUCCAAAAUGCCACAUGGAUAGCACAAUGGGAUGAUAGACUUAGCCAAAUCGCACAGGAGCGAUUCCCUCGAACGAGCAUUGACGAGUAUAUGCAUUGGUAUUUCUCGAUAACUAGACGGGUUAUUGGUGCUCCAUCGACAGUGAGACGACUUGCAGAUCUUGACUAUGCGCCUCAGGGGGGUCGAC
Tripterygium wilfordii is the source of this 1411-nucleotide messenger RNA. RefSeq names its product serine/threonine-protein phosphatase 7 long form homolog. The record is from RefSeq and is a predicted model, not a curated record. The coding region runs from base 8 to 1162 and encodes 384 amino acids. Gene Ontology annotation, biological process: meristem development; meristem maintenance. Lineage: Eukaryota; Viridiplantae; Streptophyta; Magnoliopsida; Celastrales; Celastraceae. The transcript is spliced from 4 exons.